AUGACCCUAAUUCAAGUGAAUACCAACUCAACCCUCAACGGCCACAAGCUGCUCGCCAUCACGCCCUGGCCAUUCCCGCACGACUUUCUUGGCCAUCUGCAUACUCGCUUUCCAGGUCUCUCCAUCGCCCUUUACAAGGCUCCCUUUGGCAAGGGAAACUGGAACGACAUCCCAGAGGAGGACAAAAAGGACGUCACCAUACUAGUAACCGGGACCUGUUUCCCGACGCUGGAACAGGCCCCCAAGCUGCAAUUUGUGCAGGUGCUGAGUGCGGGCGCAGAUUUCGUCCUGGACGCUCCGGCAUUCAAGAAUAGUGAUAUCCCGUUUUGCACAGCGAACGGCGUGCAUGGGGGAAUCCUGGGAUAUGGCAGCAUCGGCCGACAAGUAGCUCGCAUCUGCAACGCCAUAGGCAUGGAUGUGCAUGCAUAUACUCUGCAUCCUCGCAAAACGCCAGAAUCUCGCCGCGACGAGACCUACACACCCCCGGGGCUGGGUGACCCCGAGGGCAUCUUCCCUAGUAAAUGGUUCUCGGGCAGUUCCAAAAAGGAGCUCCAUGACUUCCUGGACUCUGGUUUGGACCUGCUGGUCCUGUCAGCGCCGCUCACCAAAAGCACUGUCGGUCUCAUAUCGCACCAAGAGUUCAACAUACUCGGUAAAAAGAAGGCAUUCGUGUCUAAUAUUUCAAGAGGGCAGAUGAUAAACACGGAUGCGUUUGUUGAAGCCCUCGAGGGGGAGGUCAUUCGCGGUGCGGCCAUUGAUGUCACAGAUCCAGAGCCCUUGCCCGACGGGCACAAGUUGUGGACGACCAAGAAUUUGAUCAUCACGCCCCAUGUAAGCGGAGCGACAACGGCGUAUGCGAAGAGGUUUUUGGCGAUUUUAGAGGACAAUUUGGAAAGGUUCAGUCAGGGGAGAAAGUUGACGAAUGAGGUCAGCAGAAAGGACGGCUAUUAA
Molecule: messenger RNA, 951 nt
Organism: Metarhizium brunneum ARSEF 3297
Lineage: Eukaryota; Fungi; Ascomycota; Sordariomycetes; Hypocreales; Clavicipitaceae
Source: RefSeq, a predicted model, not a curated record